This is a messenger RNA of Ctenocephalides felis (cat flea), 3453 nucleotides long. RefSeq names its product presequence protease, mitochondrial-like. Gene Ontology annotation, biological process: protein processing. The transcript is spliced from 2 exons. The record is from RefSeq and is a predicted model, not a curated record. The coding region runs from base 155 to 3241 and encodes 1028 amino acids. Gene Ontology annotation, molecular function: metal ion binding. Gene Ontology annotation, cellular component: mitochondrial matrix. NCBI's taxonomy places the organism in Eukaryota, Metazoa, Arthropoda, Insecta, Siphonaptera, Pulicidae.
AGAAUUCGGUCCCGAAAUCCACUAAUACAUUGUGUAAUAUAUUUUGUUACCAAAAUUAUUCAUAAAAAAGUUCUAAACAUUAUAAAUUUAGUGAGCAAUGUUCAUUGACUAAUUAUUGUGUUGAAAAUAAGUAAUAUCCUGAAAACUGUUCAAGAUGUAUUCUAAGGCUUUUGAUACUUUUAACGUGUUGAACAAGAAAAACUUGCUUAAACUGGGAUUACAUUCUAAAAAAUAUUCAACAGAUGUCACAAAUACCAUAAAACCCAGAGUUAUAUUUGCCAAACAAGAAUUAGACACCGAUGAUAUCAGAGUCGGUAGUGUCUAUCAUGGCUUCAAAUGCGAGGACAUACAGAAGGUUCCUGAAUUUAAUUUGACAGCUUAUAGGCUUGUACAUGAAAAAACACGCACAGAAUAUUUGCACAUAAAUAGGCCGGACCCUAACAAUGUAUUCUCAAUCAACUUUCGCACUACUCCAUUUGAUUCCACAGGCCUUCCUCAUAUUUUGGAACACACAGUUCUCUGUGGCUCGAAAAAAUACCCAGUACGAGACCCGUUCUUCAACAUGUUGAAUAGAUCUAUUAGUAAUUUUAUGAAUGCCAUGACUGGCCCCGAUUUCACCUUCUAUCCUUUUUCAACAGUGAAUGAAGUGGAUUAUAGAAAUCUACAAGCUAUUUAUAUGGAUGCUGUUUUUCAUCCUAACCUGUCUCAUUUAGAUUUUUUGCAAGAAGGCUGGAGACUUGAGCAAAAGAAUUUAGAUGAUAAAAAGUCUGAUUACUCCAUCAAAGGCGUUGUUUAUAAUGAAAUGAAAGGUGUUUUUGCAGAUAAUUCAGCUAUAUUUUCUCAAACAUUUUUAAAUACGAUAUUACCAGAUCAUACUUACAGAUAUGUAAGUGGAGGACACCCUCUGCAAAUACCAAAAUUGACACAUACAGAUUUAGUUAAUUUUCAUCACAAAUAUUACCAUCCAAGUAAUGCUAAAAUAUAUAGCUAUGGAAAUUUUUCUCUAACUAAAUCGUUGGCAUUUGUAGAUGAUUAUGUUUCCAAAUUUGAUCCUGUUGAUGCUAGUUACAGCAUAAUACCUAAUCAAAAACGAUGGACUUCUCCACAAAGUCAUCAUGUAACAUGCAGAUAUGAUAAUAUGGGGGCACCGUUCGAAAAGCAAAAUCAAAUAGCAAUUGGCUAUCUUAUGUCAGACAUAACAAAUAUAUAUGAAACAUUUUUAUUGCAAUUCAUCACUGAAUUGAUGAUUGUAGGCCCCAAUUCAUAUUUCUACAAGAGCUUAAUUGAACCCAAUAUUUCAGGUGGAUAUAAUGGUACCACAGGAUAUGAGAGUCAAUUGAGAGAUACAAUGUUUGUAAUAGGUUUGCAAAACAUUGCAAAAGAAGAUUUUGAUAAAUUUGAUAAGAUCUACAAUGAAACGAUUGAUGAAGUUAUUGCUAAAGGUUUUGAUGCAAACCAUAUCAAAUCUGUGUUGCAUCGAAUAGAACUAAACAUAAAACAUCAAAGCACAAAAUUUGGCUUAAACUUACUUUUUGGACUAGUACCACUGUGGAAUCACAACGGUAAUAUCAUGAUGAGCUUACAAAUGAACAAUCUUGUUAAGAGUCUUAAGGAAAAUCUUAAAGACCCUACUUAUUUGCAAAAGCGAGUAGAGAAUUAUUUCAAAAACAAUAACCAUAAACUUACUCUGACAAUGACUCCAGAUACAGAUUAUGAAAAAAAAUUGAUUGAAGCUGAACAUGAAUUAUUACUUUCUAAGGUUAAUGUUUUAUCUGAGGAAGAUAAAAAUAGAAUAUACGAAGAGAACAAACAACUUGAAGUAUUACAAAAAACUAAAGCAAACGUUGAUAUGUUACCCUGUCUUAAGCUGAAUGAUAUUCCUCUUGAAGUUAAGAGAUCAGAUAUUAAGGUUAAGGAAAUAAGGGGUGUUCCUUUCAACAUAUGCCAUGCCGCUACCAAUGGCAUAGUUUAUUUCAGGUCUAUUUUAAGCGCAUCACAUUUGAAUCAUAGCGAAACAAUGCUCUUACCAUUAUUUAAUUCAAUGUUGACUAAAUUUGGUACUCAGAAUCAUGAUUUUAGAUCAUUUGAUCAACUAGUUAAUAUGAAAACGUCUGGCUUAAGUGUAUCUACACAUUUAUCAGAAAAUUUGAAUGACUUUAAUAAAUAUGAACUAGGACUCAUAUUGAGCAGUUUUUGCUUAAAUGAUAACAGUAAAGAUAUGAUGUACUUAUGGAAUGAAAUAUUUGAUGGUCCUCUAUUUAACGAUGAGUCAAGAUUAACAAUGUUAUUAGAGAAUUACUUAUCUAAUUUAUCUGUCGGUAUUGCUCAAUCUGGACAUUUGUAUGCUAUCAUGUGCUCGAGUGGAUUACUUCAGGAGUCCUCUGCUUUGAAAGAAAGUCUAUCAGGGCUUCAACAUAUAGAUUUUAUGAAGAAGUAUGUUGCGAAUAACAAACCAAGUGAAAUUUUACAAACCUUCAAAGAAAUGGCUACUAAAUUAUUGACUCGUGAUAGAAUGAGAUGUUCAUUGAACAUAGAUUUUAAAAAUGAUUCUCAGAUCUUUGAACAUGCAAAAUGUUUCUUAGAAAACACUAGAUGUACAGAAGAUAAGAAUAUGAGUCAUGUGUGGAAUUCAUCAAAAGUAUCAUCGGAGCCACUUGUGAAGUGCAAGCAUAAUGUAUUGAACAUUCCUGUAAAUUUCUGCGCUAAAUCUAUAUCUGCUGUUCCUUACACAGAUCCAGAUUAUCCAAAGUUACAAGUAUUGGCCAAGUUUUUGAGCUCCAAGUACUUACAUCACAUAGUAAGGGAACAAAAUGGCGCUUACGGCUCAGGCCUUAAGGUAUCAGCUGACGGAAUCAUGAACUUCUACAGCUACAGAGAUCCCAACUCUAGGAAAACAUUAGAUGUGUUUGACGAGUCAGGUGAUUGGUUCAAGAAAAAUGCAAAUCUCUUAGAUGAUCAAGUAUUGUUUGAAGCGAAACUGGGAGUUUUACAAACUAUCGAUGCGCCGAUCGCUGAGGGACUCAAAGGAUAUGAUUUGUUUGCUCACGGUGUCACCCAGGAGAUUUUCCAGAACCAUAGAUCUAGUAUUCUUCGGGUAACCAAAGAUGAUAUGAUGGAUGUUUGUGUGAAAUAUUUCACACUUGGUAACAGGCAGUCUACCAAAACUAUCCUGGGACCCAAAUCAGAGUUGGAAAAACAUGAAGACGAGAUUUGGGUAGUGGUAGAGCAGGAAGGAAACUAGAUAUUAGAGUGUUGUUAUUAAUGCCAAAGUCUAAGACUCUGAUGUUAUAAAUUAUAUUGUUAACCUUUAUGGAGUUUUGUUAGUGGUCAAAAAUUAUAUAUACAAUAUAUGUAUAUAAUACUCACAAUGUUACGUUUUUACUGAUUUAUUGUUUACCGAUGUAUUACUGUACUAUAAAGAUAUGUAUGGAAUUAUUAUAUUUAUAGAUAUAG